CGUGACGGUUGCACUAAGACUAGCCAAAUUUUUCAAACACAUGCUGACUGGCUCGACGGCCUCUUUGAGGUUUUCCAAAUGCGAGCACAAUGAGGAUCCAAGGGAGCAAGUAGGUACCGUUGACCAUACAAUACGCGACCACACAGGCUUUGCUGACAGCAACCAUAGACUACCUGGUACUAGUAGCUAUCCUCUCCUCGUGCAAGAUUACGGCUGGCUACUUGUCUUCCUCCUCUGGUGGUGCGACGACGACGAAACUUCGUCACUCGCCAUUGCAACAACAAGAGUGUCGUUCUCCUCCAAUUGAUUCCAAGAACGUUCGAUUUGUUGAUCCAGACUUGACAGCAGAGACGCCCCGUCAAAGCAACGCCAUGGCGACAUCUCCCAACCGUGGUUUUGGGACUCCUGGUCCCCGCGUCCCCAAGAGCGGCGUCAAGCUGUCGGUAGUCACAACCCCCGUGUCGCAUUCCACACGCAGUACGUCGUCGGGUUCCAUGAUGACAACGCCCUCCUUUUCCUUUCACAGUCCUCACAAUGGUAGUAGUAGUAGCAGUGUGAGUGGCGGUGGUUACAAUUUGGGCAGUCUCAGCAAAGGCAACAAAUUCCAUCAUCAUCAUCACCACAAUCACAACUCUUCCAGUCUCUUUUGGAACAAAAAGAAUCGAUCGUCCAUUCUAUGGAUGUGUCUGUUACUCCUCAUGGGCGCCAUCAAUAUGGCCUAUCAAUGGUACAAUAACGACGUCAGAGCCGAUUUUGGGAUUCUAUUGAACAUGGGAGGAGCAAGACCGAAUGGAGUAGUCAAUCAACAAGCAGAGACACCACCAAUACGCAGUGGCAAGCCGUUUGAAUGGAAACCACCGGCUGCCCUUCGUGCGGCUGCUGAUACUGCUGACACGGACACCACAACUACUACAUUGUCCAAUCAACAGCAACAGCAAGAACCAGUAUUUGACUACACACUGCCAGCGUCAUCGGAUGCCACUGUGGUCUUUUAUCAUAUCUAUUUUCCACCCACAGACGAAGGACGACUAAAUUCCCUUCGCAUCAUUGCCGAACAACUGCAACAACUCGCCAACAGUACUACCAGUCCCAACUUUGUCCUAUACUACAAUACCAUUGGAGAACAAACUCCAGCCCUCGAAGACACACACAUUCAGCAACUGUGUCUCCGAUCCAAACUUACGUGUCAUGCCAUGCAGCAUUUUAGUGAGGGCAUGGAAGACAAGACCCUCCAACCACUGCAUGACUUUUGUAGUCUUCAAACAGAGCCGGAAACAGACUAUUCCGUAGUAUAUCUUCACAACAAGGGCUCCUUCAAUGCCAAACCACUCAAUGAAGUCUGGCGGUAUCAAAUGACACAGGCCGUGGUCAGUCCAGAGUGUCAGCAACACACGACUAAUGUUCCGGGACAAUGCAAUCUCUGCGGCCUUUACUUUUCCGCCGAACGAGGACUUUUCAUGGCCGGCAACAUGUGGCGCAGCAAAUGCAGUUAUGUCCGCAACUUGUUGCCGCCACGGGAUUUCCAAGACGCCAUGCAUGCCAUUACGGCACAAGCAUUAAUGGAACGAUUGCGGUUUCGAUUCGUCAUGACGCUGCAAGAACUACGCGCCGGUGUCUUUGGCAUUGAUCGGUAUGCCACGGAAUUUUGGAUUGCCUCGCAUCCAUUUGUCCGACCCUGUGACUUUUCCAAGGCCAUUGCACCACCCACGUCCUAUGACAUGACGGAAAUUUUCUUGCGGUGGUUGCGGGUACAGGAACCGCACAAUGGGACAUUGGAAUCCGAAUGGUUUGCCAAAACGGCACCUCAUCAUCCACUGCCGAUUUUUAAUGGACAAGGUUUGGACGUGGCACGAUUUCCUGAUGUUCGUCUUCGGGAGUACUUUUUGUUGGCCGGCAAUCUCUUUCGAUGGUAUGGACUCUACGGACAAGCACCGCCCGUGGCACCCACGUCGUGGGUCUACGAGUGGUUCCCAGAUGGGGCCAAAUGGAAGGCUGCCGUGCAAGAACAUGACAAGGACAGUGUGGAGUUCAUGACAGAGGCUGCCUUGCAAAUGGAAAUUGAAUCGGGACGCAACAAGUUCACACGUGACAAUACCAAACCCCAACCGCCCAAUGGUUUUGUCAAUACGAACAGCAACAAUAAAAAGAAGUCUCGGGCUAGUAACAAGAAGCGAAAGACAGGAAAAAACAGAAAAGCCGCUGGCCGGUAAGGCAACCGUGUUGCCUUUGCUUCUUUUUGUCAUGUCCAUACACGCACUCACUCUACAGUACAACUAUUACUGUAGCUAGCCAGAUUGUUAAUGUCCUCUGGCUAGUAACACUAUAGAAAAAGAUCCAGUUUUGUUGUUAUCUCGCGACGUUGACCUAGCUAUAGUGUAUUGUCGUUCUCCUUGUCCCGGUACUGCGUCGUCCAUGGCUAAAGAUGUUGUCAGCAACAUUGAUUCUACAGUACAUGUCUCUGCUACAA
Messenger RNA from Seminavis robusta, 2467 nucleotides. The record is from the annotation of a GenBank genome assembly. Lineage: Eukaryota; Bacillariophyta; Bacillariophyceae; Naviculales; Naviculaceae.